CUAGCAAGAAGAUCCACAGGUUUACUUUCUUGAAUUUGGUUACAAUUUUUACAAUAAAAGAAAAAAACGUUCCCAAUUGAUCUAAUGCUCACAUAUGCAGUGAUACGACGCCGUAAAAUUCCCUUUAAACCAUCGAUAACCUUUAAUUUAGGCGGGCCAUUUGGCGCGGCACAGGGGAGCAGACCAUUGGGAUCCAAUUUUGAUUUUCUUCAACGGUAGGGUUCCCACUGUUCCUCGUCUCUACAACGGUAGAAAGGACUUGCAUGUGUACUGUCAGAGUGCAAGUAAAUGGAGCCAGACCAAGUUGUUGCUGAAUUGGUUGGAAUGGGAUUUGAGUUAUCUGAUGUUACAAAUGCUAUAGAAGCCGUGGGUCCGUCGAUUGAUGGUGCAAUUGAUUAUCUCCUUGAUGAUUCUCGAAGAAACACUACGAGUGCAUCAACUAUUAAUGCAUGCAUCACCAGCUGUGCUGGCACACUGGGAAAAAGAGCCUCCUCUUCGUCGUGUUCUGCAAGUAAAAUGCGGCAACCCAGCAUAAACGAAUUCAUUCAGUCAGCAGGCAGACCUAAAAGAAGCAAGACCAUGAAUAAGUUGGAUACGUCUCAAUUAGAAGUCUUGCAAAGAGAUCCCGGAGGUUGUAAUGUGCAUCCUCCCCCAGAGGAUACUGAUCUGCACAUUGCAACUGAAAAAGUCGUGUUGCCAUAUAAUUACAAAGACGAAGAGAGCAUUGGACCAGAUUGGGAAAAGCAGGUUAAGAAUUUGUUGCACAAGCACUUUGGAUACUCAUCCUUGAAGAAUUUUCAGAGAGAAGCUCUCGCAACUUGGUUAGCUCAUCAGGACUGUCUUGUUCUUGCAGCAACAGGAUCUGGGAAGUCUUUGUGUUUUCAAAUUCCUGCAUUGCUGACUGGGAAGGUUGUCAUUGUUAUAUCGCCAUUGAUUAGCUUGAUGCACGAUCAGUGCUUGAAGUUAGCAAAACAUGGUGUUUCUGCUUGCUUCCUUGGAUCUGGUCAAAUUGAUCGAAGUGUUGAACAAAAAGCAAUGGCAGGCAUGUAUAGCAUCAUUUAUGUAUGCCCCGAGACAAUUCUAAGACUCAUAAAACCCAUCCAAGGCCUUGCAGAAAGCCGUGGAAUUGCUCUAUUUGCAAUCGAUGAAGUUCAUUGUGUUUCUAAGUGGGGUCAUGAUUUUCGACCAGAUUACAGGCGAUUGUCUGUUUUGAGAGAGAACUUUAGAAUGGAUACCAUGAAGUUUCUGAAAUUUGACAUACCGAUCAUGGCACUGACUGCCACUGCAACUACUCGUGUUCAAGAAGACAUUCUGCAGUCAUUGCACAUGUCAAAGGCGACACAAAUUGUUCUCACUUCAUUUUUCAGGCCAAAUCUUCGAUUUUCAGUGAAGCACUCUAGAACAUCAUCUAUAGAGUCCUACAAGAAGGAUUUUCAUGAAUUGAUAAGCACUUAUUCCAAAAAAGGAAAGACUGGCAGGAAAAGUAAGUUAAUGCCCACAAAUCUGGAGGAGAACUCUGAAAGCUCUGAUAAUGCUUCCAAUGGUUGCAUGGAUGAAUAUAAUGGAAUCUAUGAGGUUAAUGUAGAUGGCGUUGAGGGGGAUGGCGUUUCUGAUAGUGAAGACAAAGUACGUUCUCCUGGGAGAUGUGGUUUGGCUUCUCUGAAGGAUAGACAAUUGUCCGUUGAGUAUCUGGAAGAUGAGUGUGAUCUUGUGCAAGAUGUUGAUGAUUUGGAUGUUUCUUGUGGUGAAUUUAGUGGAAAACUACCAACAAAAGGUUUAAGUGGUUUUCUAUUGCCCAAAGCACCUGAUCUGCCCAGUAAGCCAGAGGAAAGAGCAAAGUUUCAGCAUGAACCGUUGGAAGAUGGACCAACAAUAAUCUAUGUCCCAACUAGGAAAGAAACGUUAAGUAUAUCAAAAUUUCUUUCUAGAUCUGGGAUCAAAGCUGCUGCUUACAAUGCUAAGUUGCCAAAAUCACAUCUAAGGCAGGUGCAUAAGGAAUUUCACGAGAACACGCUGCAGGUCAUUGUCGCAACAAUCGCCUUUGGUAUGGGUAUCGACAAGUUGAAUGUGCGAAGGAUCAUUCACUACGGCUGGCCCCAGAGUCUGGAGGCUUAUUAUCAAGAGGCUGGUCGAGCUGGUCGGGAUGGAAAAGUAGCAGAGUGUGUUCUAUAUGCAAACAUGUCAAGAACACCGACGCUUCUACCAAGUCAAAGAAGUGAAGAGCAGACAAAACACGCAUAUAAGAUGUUAUCGGAUUGCUUCAGAUAUGGAAUGAACACUUCUUGCUGUAGAGCGAAAACACUUGUGGAGUACUUCGGCGAGCGCUUUCUUUUGGAGAAAUGUCUUGUGUGUGAUAUAUGCAUCAAAGGACCACCUGAAAGGCAGAAUUUAAAGGCCGAGGCCAUUAUUUUCUUGCAAGUUGUUGCUACUCAUUGUAGAAAUUUUGCAGACAUCUCCUAUGGUGGCGAUGAAGGGAGACUUGGUGAGAAGCUAAACAUAAAGGCUUUAGUCAGCAGAAUAAGAGAACAGUAUCAGCAAUUUAGUGCAAGUGACCUCUUGUGGUGGAGAGGUCUUGCUCGACUGUUGGAAGUUAAAGGAUUCAUUAGGGAGGGAGAUGACAUGACACGCGUGCAGAUAAAAUAUCCAGAAGUAACAGAACGGGGAAGGCAGUUCCUGAGUUGUGAAACAGAGCAGCCAUUUCAUGUUUAUCCUGAAGCAGAUAUGCUGCUAUCAAUGAGAAGCCCCAAGUCUUAUUCCAGUUUUGCUGAAUGGGGGAAAGGGUGGGCUGAUCCAGAGAUCCGUCGCCAACGCUUGCAGAGAAAGCGAACAUGGAAAUCUCCAAGAAAACGAAAAUCACGUAAACGUCAGCCUGAUUGUAAUACAGUUCGUGGAAGACUGACUGCCAAGCUAUCGAAAAAUAAGUGACACAAAUGUGAACUAUGAACUGUUCAUAAAAAUGUGAUUUUGGCGAUUUGAUUAUAUAUUUUGUUUCAUUGAAACAAUCAGCAUUGUAACAACAUUAAAGAUUGGAUUUGCACGAUCCCAUUCUUUAUUUGUUCGUCUAUUUUUUAUGAUUGGUGGAUACUUGUCGGUUGUCA
Molecule: messenger RNA, 3098 nt
Organism: Nicotiana tabacum (common tobacco)
Lineage: Eukaryota; Viridiplantae; Streptophyta; Magnoliopsida; Solanales; Solanaceae
Source: RefSeq, a predicted model, not a curated record